Molecule: messenger RNA, 2309 nt
Organism: Erythranthe guttata (spotted monkey flower)
Lineage: Eukaryota; Viridiplantae; Streptophyta; Magnoliopsida; Lamiales; Phrymaceae
Product: Pentatricopeptide repeat (PPR) superfamily protein
Source: RefSeq, a predicted model, not a curated record
UGUUAGAAUAAUCCACAGCAAGCGCAUUGCACCUUACCGCAGAGAAUAAAACCCGGUCAGUCAGCCAUGCAAUAGAAAAGUCUGGGACUCGUGAUAACAUGCGCACAUGGUGCACUGUAUUUCUCGCUAUCGUUUUAUCGCCCUGUCUCACACUGCCCUUCUCUCUCCCUCCCUCUCUCUUUCUCUCUCUAAAAGUCUUCCAAUUUUCUCUCUCUAAACUGCCAUUACUGAGUUUGAUCCUCUUUUGUCCUUCAAACACUAACAGUGAUUUUUUUUCCCAGAGAUUAUGGAUAGUCACGGUCACAAAACGGCCGCCACUUCAACAGGGCACGAGGUGCACAUAUGCAGUAGAUGUAAAUGGCCAUUUCCAAACCCACACCCAAGUGCUAAACACAGAAGAGCACACAAAAGGGUUUGUGGUACAGUUGAAGGCUAUAAAUUAAUUCAUUCUGAAGAAGAACACGAUCGCCAUCUGUCUAUUUCCGACGACGAACAUGCCUCCGACAGCGAAAACCAUACCCCUAGUCCUAAUCUUGUGAAGAAAAAAGCCGAGGAUUUUGCUAGUGGUGAAGGAGCAGGUGCAAAGUCGAAUAGAUCAGAAGAUGAUGUUUUUUCUGAUGCAGUUACCGAGUUUUCGGAUAGUGGAAUUAGUCCAAGUUUGGUGGAGCGGUUGGUAAUGGAAGAAAAUCCUUUGGAGGAUGAUGAUCCUAUCAAAACUGCCGAGAAACCAGAUAUAACUGAACAAGUCAAUGAUCCGACGAGGAUUGUGGAAAUGAAUUUACAGCCCAACAUUAUCAAAUCUGACGUCUCGAGGGAAAUAGCUGUAGAAAGUCAAAGUUUAAAUGAAUCCGACAUUCAAAGGGAAGAAGAUAAGUUGGCUUCGAUAACUUUGGACUCUGAAAAAGGUGAAGUUGUUUCAGUUUCAGAACCUGCAUUUACAGUCCAACACGAAAGUUUACAUGCUUCUGUAACGGCAAAACGUAUUCCCACCGAAACUGUUUGUGAAAAUGCUCCGGUGGAGGUAAAAGAAGUUUCUGUCGACGAAGAUAAAACUACAAUUGAAUUCAAGAAAGAUGUUGAUCAUGUCGAAGAAAAGCCUAACAGUGUGAUUCUGGAAACUGUGAAUGAAAAUGGUGAAGCAGGAGGUUCAGCUGUGGUUAGUGAUGCGAAAAUUUUACAAGAAUUGUCGAAAACUGAAUCGAGUGAUAAUGUUCUUGAGAAACCCGUUGAAGUGCUCGUGCAGUCACAAGUAAUAGUAGAAGGGCCUAAGAAUAUUCUCGUGACAGAAUUAAAGGAGGAUAAUAAUACUGAGGUUGUAAUAGUAUCAGAGAAAACUCUCGACCAGCCAAUCCUAAAAGAAGAAGCUCUACCCGAGAAGCAAUGUUCGAACGAAACUUCACUUGAUGUUGAGGAGAGUUUCAACAAAUUAAAUGUUGAAAAUGUUGAUUACAAGAACUUGCAAGAUAAAGUCGAUGAAGUCGAAAGAUCUGAUAGUCUUGAAGGCAACUGUGGUUCAGUUUCAGCGCUAUCAUUUCAAUCUAAUACAGGUGUCGCUGAAACAAACUCUCCAUCGCCAGAUACAUUAAUAAUAGAAACCAACUCCGAAAAGCAGAAAAUCGAGGUUGAAACAUUUGAGCCCCCUUCAUUUAUGACUCUGGUACAAUCCGGCAAUCAAGAUAAGGCUGAUGAGAAAGAAGGAUGGUUCCCUUCUCUAACAAACGUGUCGAAAGAAUCUGAAGGCAGAAAGAAAAAUGAGGAAAUAAUAGCCAAAGUAACAAACUCGAGCCCAAUGAAGCAGCGUCAUGGUUCUCUCAAAACUCUACUCGAUGAAGUCAACUCGCCAAACAAAAAACAAGUUCCUGAUUUUGAUGACGAUGCUAAUCAGAAAAACGGGACUGAAAAACCAAACAAAGAAGAAGUUAAUGGCAACAAUAAACACGUGGAGGAAUGGGAUUCGCCUGCAAAAUACCCUAUCGAGAUCAAGAAAGAGAAGAAAACGAAGAAGGGGAAGCCGUUUUGGGUUCCGUUUAUGUGCUGCUCUUCUGCAGCAAGUAGGGAGGUUUAAUGGGAUUCGUCUGCACUGUCUUUGGUGAAAGUUUCGAGUGACGUUUAUUCGUUUGCGUGCGUUGUUAAUUUUUGUGUGGUAUAUAAAAUGUUUAUUAAUGGGUGGGAUUCAUUCAUUUUCUUUUCAGCUUACAUUUUGCUGUGCGUUUUCAUUAAUAAGAUGUAUAUGUUGAACAAGAUAUAUAUGAUUCAUGUAUGGAUGGACGAACUGCUUAAUUUUUCUUGUACAAGGUUUGCUUAUGAAU